AAAAAAUAACACCCUCCUUGUGAUGUGCUUAUGAGUCAGAGUUCCCAAAAGCACAGCGGAGGAUACGGACCAGUAGAUACAGCUCACUGCAGUAGAGGAGACGAGCAGAUGCGAUACAGAUAUUCCUCCAGUAUGGAUCUGACAGAAGAGGAUGACUAUGAUUACCACAACAACCUCACCCUGAACUACAGCUACGAGGACUACCACACCGUGUGUGAGAAGGCUGACGUGCGCUCCUUCGCUGGCCUCUUCCUCCCUGUGGUGUACGCAGCCUGUGUGGUGGUGGGGCUAGCCGGGAACUCCCUGGUGCUAGCUGUGUACGCCUACCACAAAUGUCUGAGAAGAAGCAUGACGGAAGCCUUCCUAGCCCACUUGGCCGUAGCCGACCUCCUCCUCCUCCUCACCCUGCCCUUCUGGGCUGCAGACGCGGCGCUGGGCUGGGAGCUGGGCCUGCCUCUCUGUAAGCUGGUCUCGGCUUGCUACGCCAUCAACUUCACCUGCUGCAUGCUGCUGCUAGCCUGUGUUAGCAUGGACCGCUACCUAGCAUCUGUUAGAGCGGAGGGCAGGAACCAGGGAAGGCUGGGCAGGGUCUUCACCCGGGCGCACUGUGGGAAGGUCUGCCUAGGGGUGUGGGCUGUGGCUUUUCUCCUGGGUCUUCCCGAUCUUCUGUUCGCCACAGUAAGGGAGACUUCCAGGAGGAGGGUCUGCAUGGCCAUCUACCCGCCCAGUCUGGCCCGGGAGGUCAAGGCCUGCCUGGAGGUGGUUGAGGUCCUACUGGGUUUCCUGAUUCCUCUCCUGGUUAUGAUGUGGUGCUACGCCGGCGUGGGGCGUGUGCUGAGGCGGCUGCCCGAGGAGAGCAGGAGUAGGAGGCGGAGAGCUAUCCGGGUGUUGCUGGUCGUGGUGGGGUUGUUCGUGGUCACCCAGUUGCCCUAUAACGCGGUGAAGAUGUGGCGGGCGAUGGACUCGGUCUACACACUGGUGACCCACUGUGGUGUGAGUAAGGCCCUGGACCGGGCGGCACAGGUCACUGAGAGCCUGGCUCUGACCCACUGCUGUCUCAACCCACUACUCUAUGUCUUCCUAGGGUCCUCCUUCAGACAAUAUGCGCUGAAAACAGCCAAGGCGUUUGGAGAAAGGACGAAGAGGAGAAGGGGGGAGCAGAGAGAGGACGAAGGAACGGAGAUGUCCUUCAACUCUCACAACACUGCCUCUCAGGAGACCAGCACCUUCUCCAUAUGAAAGAGAAGAGAGGGGGGGGGGGGAGGAGAGAGAGAGAGAGAGAGAGAGAGAGAGAGAGAGAGAGAGAGAGAGAGAGAGAGAGAGAGAGAGAGAGAGAGAGAGAAUAUUUUUGGCUAACACCUUUGUAUCACAUGAGAUUCUAGCACUUUUAUAGAAUGAGGACUUCCUCAACCCACCAAAUACCCGCCUCCCCUCAAGAAAGCCAGUAUGGAAAGAUCUACCCAAUGAUGACUUCAACAGACAUCUGACCUGGACACAAUGGGAGUUACCGGACCUGACAAAUAAUCACCUCAUCCCCACCCCCACGCAACAUCCCCCUGGUUUCAACCUCCCCGGGAAGGAGGGAUUCACCCUCAAUAGGUUCAGGACUGGCCACGGCCCAUACCUCGCCAACCUCCACCAAUGGGGCAUGAAAGAAAGCCCACUAUAUGCCUGUGGGGUGGCGCAAACCCUGCACCACAUUCUUGAAGUCUGUCCAAUCUACAAACUCAGCGGAGGCCUCCUCACCCUUAAGACAGCGGGACUGGAAGCAAUCACUUGGCUAAAAGAUCUGAUUCAUAAUCUUGCUUCAGUGUAUUAAGAAGCUAUCAGUGCUGUAUAACCAGAUGCUUUAGUAUCAUUAAUACUAUAUAUCUGCUGCUAUGGAAUUAUUGAGCCCAACCAGGGGAAGGGUAAGGGCUAGCCUGGUCCCAGAUCUGUUUGUAAAUGUGCUGUCGUGCCAGCUCCUAUGGUCAUUGUCAAGGGGAAGUGACAAAACAGCACAAACAGAUGGGUUUAGGCUAAGGAGACGCAUUCCAGUUAUCAGAAAGGGUCUAGCAUUAAAAAAAAACGAGUAGAUUCAUGCUCUACCCUGCAUCUUGAAACCACAUUUUUGUUUUGACACCAGCCCUUGUCCUCAGACAUGUGGUUGACAAUGACCUCGGGGAUAGGGAAGUGUUUACAUUCCUGUCUUUUUCUCUCAAAACAACGAUAAGUUCCAGAUGUUAAUUAAAGCGAAAUGAUAGGGUUGCACAGAACGCAAACACACACACCCUCUCGAUUGGCCUAGCAUGGUGGGGAGUUCACACUUGUCAGUGGGGCCAGGGUACAUUGUAAUCGUGUGAGAUAAGAAAAUGUCCAUUUGAAGUUGUAAGUUACUCGUACUAAUAGCAGUCCUCUGGGAUGGGCGGUGCCGCUAAUUACAAUCUCAUUAACUCAUUCCUCAAAAUGUCAGCCACAAUUUACCAAAAACAGGUCAAUCUUCUCCACUCUCUAAAAAAACAGCUGCAUUAUGUGGGGUGGGUCAGCCUGACCUCAGAGCCAUACAAGACAUAUCAUAUGUAUUUUUGACCACCUCCAGAACGUGAUAACUACAAAUGAUCUAGUUACUUUAGACAGAAACGAAACUAGGGAGGUUGGUGAGGGAGGAUGGGUGGGUGUAAUCUGCGACCGUCUAGCAAUCCAAAAGGUUGCAUGUUCUUGAGUCGCGUCAGUGAUAACUGUAGCAUCUUAGCUAACCCUUCCCCUAACCUUUAUUCUAAAUGUGACCCAUUUCACCUAACCUGCUACAGAAAUAUAACAUUUACAUAAGUAUUCACACCCAUGAGUCAAUACUUUGUAGAAGUGAUUACGGCUGUGAGUCUUUCUGGGUAAGUCUCUAAGAGCUUUCUUUGCACACCUGAAUUGUGCAACAAUUGCUCAUUAUUCUUUUCCAAAAUUCUUCAAGCUCUGUCAGAUUUGUUGUUGAUCAUUGAACGACAACUAUUUUCAGGUCUGACAUAUAUUUUCAAAGUAGAUUUAAAUCAAAACUGUAACUCAGCCACUCAGGAACAUUCACGGUCUUCUUGGUAAGCAACUCCAGUGUAUAUUUGGCCUUGUGAUUUAGGUUAUUGUCCUGCUGAAAGGUGAAUUAAUCUCCUAGUGUCUGGUGGAAAGUAGACUGAACCAGGAUUUUGCCUGUGCUUAGCUCCAUUCCGUUUAUUUUUUAUCCUGUGGCGACAUAGGCGGAUGAAAUGAACUGAUGAAAUGAACUGAGACGCAGCCCACGCAAAAAAACAUAUCUCUAUCUUAAACUGACAGAUUUUGAUGGGGAUUUUAUUAUGUUUCUUAGAUUGACGCACCGGUGCCAGAACAAAUGUACUCUAUUGGGGUGUUAUUUUCUAAAGUACUAUUCUUGGGAUCAGAGGAAUCUCUAAAGAUGUCAGCCCUGGGAACAAUGUCAAUCCCUCAGUCUCAAAACUAAAGACACUAAAGACCAGCAUCACCCGAAGACCCAGAGACAUUGUUCGUAAUACUCAGUUUGUAACAUGUUUCAUUUGCCUUAAGAGUGUGGUAGGAAAAAUCUAUUAUUUCACCUGCUAAAGACCAGUGAGCCUUUCAAAAAACCUGAGGCAUCUGCUCUGUAUAUUACACAUUUUUACAUGAUCAGUCGAUGCUCUUAGCCAAAACCCUCUGUUGUGGACAAAAUGUUGAGUAACAUCCCCACUCUUUCCACCCUAAAGAAAUCUGUUAGGUACAUUUAUUAUUCAGCUCCUUGUCUGCUACCACCUCAGAAAUUCGCCCCAUUGCGAGUGAGCAGCAAGAUUGAGACUGGCUUUUAAACACUUGUUAGUUGUUAAAGGUCCAGAACAGUUAUUCGGAUUCACGUGUAAAAUAGCCUUUUGAGUGACUAAAAUAUCCCCUAUACUUGGCAUAGAAAUGCUCAAAAUUUGAGAAAAACUACUCUUUCUACCAGAAAUGUUGAAAAUACAGGCUGAGUGGGCAGGGAUCUUACUUACUGAAAUUCCUAUGUCAAGAAACUUGGAUGCAGUGAGCAGUGUUGCAGUAAAAUCAUCUCAUGCUAAUUUGGUGAUACACAAAGCAACUCAAACAUUGCAAUUGCAUCAAUUGUCUCUUGUGAUGAGGUUCACAGCAGCAGCAGCGACAGAUGUGUUGACAUGACAACUGUGUCAGAGUUUUGAAAGACUCCUCCUCCUUUUUUAUUCCAUGCAGGCUGAAGACCUAGCUAGCCAGUAACUAGUCUAAACUUUUAAUUGUAUUUGCUGACACCCUAUCUGGUACCAUCGGAGAUUGUUGUUGAAAUGCCUUGUUUUUACACUUUUUUUCUGUACAAUGUCAACAAAUAAACACCAUUCUUACUCAGAAA
Messenger RNA from Oncorhynchus kisutch (coho salmon), 4363 nucleotides. It is a transcript of the gene ackr4a, whose product is annotated as atypical chemokine receptor 4a. The record is from RefSeq and is a predicted model, not a curated record. Gene Ontology annotation, molecular function: C-C chemokine receptor activity; scavenger receptor activity; C-C chemokine binding. Bases 31 to 1239 code for a protein of 402 amino acids. Gene Ontology annotation, cellular component: external side of plasma membrane; membrane. The transcript is spliced from 2 exons. NCBI's taxonomy places the organism in Eukaryota, Metazoa, Chordata, Actinopteri, Salmoniformes, Salmonidae. Gene Ontology annotation, biological process: immune response; positive regulation of cytosolic calcium ion concentration; G protein-coupled receptor signaling pathway.